Molecule: messenger RNA, 1499 nt
Organism: Syngnathus typhle (broad-nosed pipefish)
Lineage: Eukaryota; Metazoa; Chordata; Actinopteri; Syngnathiformes; Syngnathidae
Product: interleukin-15 receptor subunit alpha-like
Exons: 6
Coding region: 103-720 (205 amino acids)
Biological process (GO): interleukin-15-mediated signaling pathway
Cellular component (GO): plasma membrane
Molecular function (GO): interleukin-15 receptor activity
Source: RefSeq, a predicted model, not a curated record
UGUCAGAGUUUAGGCGGCUCCGCACUGUCGUGGGAGACUCAAAGUGAAAGUUAAUACGAGCAUGGGUACUCCGCAGCCAAACUCGCUCGUAAAUUCUGCCGGAUGGCUUUGGGCUUUGGACUUUUGCUUGUAGUUUGCGUCGUGGCGUGCGUCCUGGGCAAAGCGCGCUGCUCCGACAGCGGCCAAAGUGAAUGCCCGUGCUCGGGAAUCCCUCGUUGGCCUCAGACCCAGCCUCCGCCGCAAGACUGCCACCAGCUCAACCGAACUUUCCGCUACAUCUGCCGCAAAGGUUACCUGAGAACGGCGGGCACGUCCAACCUCAUCAGAUGCAAAGCCGGCAGUUGGUCCUCUCCCGACCUCGUAUGCAAACGGGACCCCAGAGGAGGCGCAUCCGACGACACCGAGGCAGAAGCCCCCACCACCAGCGUGGUCCAUACUACAGAAGCCGCCGCCACCACCAGCGUGGAGAAACACCGAAAUAUAUCGGAGCCCGCCGACUCGCUCAUCAAUGAUACCAGAAGCGACGCUUCUCUUUGGCAAACCAGUUCCUCCUUGAGUGGACCUGGAAUCACCACAAUAGCAGCCGUCGUUGGCGUCUUGGUCGCCAUCGCGGUGGCACUCAUUGGAAUCGGCCUCCUUUGUAAAACGAGACGAGGGCGAACCAGCGAUUCGCCGCAGAUGGCCCCGGAAGACAUUCCUUUGAAUGAAGCUACGUCAUAGCCUUGGUCAGGAGGUAGUAAAAGGUGUCAAACUGUUUUUGCACAGAAAAAAAGGAGACAGCAGCUGUCUCGUUUCAUUGUGCUAUGGAUGCGAGUCAGGCCACAAAUGUAGACGGCUUGGCUGCCUUAAGGAAACUAUUUCCUCGUGCUGCAGCCCAUCAAGACUCAGUGGUGAGCAAACCGGGUCAUGUUCCGAGCAAGUUGGACCGUUGACCAUCUAAAUAUUUACUGGAAGUUGUCGAAGUUGAUGAAACACAGUGCACAAGCACUUAUAACGCGUUUACAUACAAUGGUGCCUUGAGAAACAGGUUUACUUCGUUUCUGAUUACGUUCCAAACGUUCCAAUGGCAAAUCAUUUCUCACCAUUGAAAUCAAUGGAAGCUCCAUUAAUCCAGUCCGGCCUUCCCAAUAAAAACAACCGAUAUUUUUAUAAUGUGUAUUGUAAUGAGGACAAACAGCUCACUUUAAUAUUGUAUUUUAUAUAAACAUGAAAUGAAAAGCUUUUAAGUCUCACAACUUCACUAAAAAUUAGCCAAAUGAUAGCUCGUAUCUCAAAAAAGUCAAGGUUAAUUCACACUAUUGUUUCAAAAACCCUUUCAUCAGUUGCUUUUUUUCCCUCAAAUAUUGAAUAAGUAGCCAUGUAGCAAUUUCUUAUAUACAGAUAUAUAUAUAUUUUUUCCAAAUUGACUUUUUGUCAGACACACGUCUCUCUGGACUUUUUGUAACUUGGUGUUCUGCCCUCGUGCAAACUACACCCAUAAUAAAUAUGUAUGAAAUUCA